Bemisia tabaci is the source of this 1168-nucleotide messenger RNA. It is a transcript of the gene Naxe, whose product is annotated as NAD(P)HX epimerase. Gene Ontology annotation, cellular component: mitochondrion. Gene Ontology annotation, molecular function: NAD(P)HX epimerase activity. The record is from RefSeq and is a predicted model, not a curated record. NCBI's taxonomy places the organism in Eukaryota, Metazoa, Arthropoda, Insecta, Hemiptera, Aleyrodidae.
UUUUUCUUGUUAUCAGUAUCACUACUUAUCAAAAUCUUAUCACCUGUUAUCCUGACAUCUCCUCGCUCGACAAUUUCAUGAGGAAUCAUUUGCAUGUGUGUUUUAUGUCAUUUUCACAUUAUAUUAGUGUUCGUUAAGAAAGUGUUUGUGUAUAUAUAUCCCUGUGGAAACAUAAGUACCUACAUUGACACUCCUUAUGCGGUUUUUGCUUCUUCGUGUGUCGAAGAACUUUUUCCUUCCACCUGUUUUGCACGCCAGAACCAUGGUGAAAUUUUUAAAUCAAGAAGAGGCGAUAAAUAUUGACCAAGAAUUGUUCAAUCAGUAUAAGUUUGACGUUUCCCAACUAAUGGAGCUGGCUGGCUUAAGUUGUGCAACUGCGAUCAUGAAGUGUUAUCCUCAGGAGAAAAAGGUGUUGGUCUGUGUUGGCCCUGGAAAUAAUGGUGGCGACGGUUUAGUGUUAGCCAGACACUUAAAAUUGUUUGGUCAGAAUCCAUCUGUAUACUAUCCGAAGAGAACUGAUAAAGAUUUGUAUAAAAAUCUAACAAACCAAUGUGAGAGCAUGGAUAUUCCAUUCAUAGAAAAUAUAUCUGGGGAAGAGUUGAAUCAAUACAAUCUUAUUGUUGAUAGUCUUUUCGGCUUUAGUUUUAAACCUCCUGUUCGACCCCUUUUUGUUCCACUGCUAGAUCUCUUACAGAAAACGAAAAUACCCAUCUGUUCCGUUGACAUACCAAGUGGAUGGGAUGUUGAAAAAGGCUGCCCAGCUGAAGGUGGCAUCCAACCUGAAAUGCUCAUUUCACUCACAGCUCCAAAAAAGUGUGCAAAUUUUUUUAGAGGUACGUAUCAUUACCUCGGAGGCAGAUUUGUACCUCCGCAGUUGGAAAAAAAAUAUCAAUUACAGCUUCCAGCCUAUCCAGGAACAGAAUGCUGUGUAAAAAUUAAUUAAGGAUCUUACCGUUUUAUUUGCCAUUCCCCAUUGUGAAAUUGGAAGAGCAUGCCUUUCAAUUUAUGAAAUUUUAAAUUUCCUUUCAUACCUAUGUUAUUUUGGAGAUGGAUCAAAAUUGUACCUAUUACUAUACAGUGCUCAUUUUUAAAGAAUUGUUUAGAAAUUCUAUUUACCCAAGUAGUUGACAGUGGCGUGGCGUGAUUUGCGAUACAUUGAUUGAUCUGC